AUGUCUCUCUACCAAGCUCCUGGAUUCCGAUUCCACCCCACCGAUGAAGAGAUCGUUUGUUUCUACCUGAAGCGAAAGCUCACCGGAAAUCUACCUUUCCGUUUCGACCAUCUUGCGGUGAUUGACAUCUACAAGUUCGAACCGUGGGACCUUCCCAGUUUAUCGAAGCUGAAGAACAAGGAUUUGGAAUGGUACUUCUUCACUGUGCUGGACAAGAAGUACGGUAAUAGUUUGAGGACGAAUCGUACUACUGACAGGGGGUACUGGAAGACUACGGGAAAGGAUCGCGUUAUCAAGAACGGGCAGGACACUGUUGGAAUGAAGAAGACCCUUGUUUAUCACUUAGGACGGGCCCCACAUGGUGAUCGCUCCAAUUGGGUCAUGCAUGAGUAUAGGAUGAUUGAUGAAGAAUUGGCCAAAGCUGGAGUGCAGAAGGAUGCUUAUGUGCUGUGUAGGAUCUUCGAGAAGAGUGGUCCGGGGCCUAAGAAUGGGGAGAAGUAUGGGGCUCCCUUUGUUGAGGCAGAAUGGGAGAAUAUUAUUGAUGGACGACAGGUGUAUCCCUUGACGGCUGUUGAUAGUGAGCAUUCAACAGAUAAAGUGCCUGCUCAUACUGAUGAUGAUUAUUUUGAAACCAAUGACCUUGAUCAGGAGCUUGAUACUUGUGUUACAUUUGGAAGUGCUGACUUGCCAUCGAACUUCUGUUAUGGGGAGUGUAGUAGCCAUUCUCAAGCAUUUAUUAAUGAUCAUAAACAAUUUGAAGCUGCUCUUGGUAUUUACAAUAGUCAGAUUGAUCAGCCUAAUAAUAUGGCCGAUCUAUAUGGUGUGGAUAUCAAUUCAGUGCAAGAUGGAUACAAUGAAUAUGUGGAUACCAAUGAUGUUAAGAAUAUUGACGGGGCUAUUACCACCGAGAUUGAUCCUUCUGUUGCUGCAAUCUUAGAUGAGUACCUUGCAUGCCCUGAUGAAGAUAUUUCCAAAUAUAUUUGCUUUGAUUCUCCUUUGAAUGUAGAGAGUGAAAGCCCCAUUGCCAACUAUGGACAGUCUUUCAUUGAGCAGAAUGUGGAGGGAGAAACCAAUGGUAGUACUUUGGCAAACCAACAUGUUGAUGCACAGUCUAGUAGUGAAAUAGUUUUACCAAAGGAGGAUCUUAAGGCGUCAAAUUGGGUCUCUGGAGAUGCAAAUGCUUUUGUAAUGCAAGCCAAUAAUUUGUUGGCCCGCAUACCUGCUCCACCUGUAUUUGCAUCAGAGUUUCCUGCUAAGGAGUUUGCUAUUGGAAUGCAUCCUGCAACCGUGUCUUCCAGUUCAGCACAUAUAACUGCAGGUAUGAGUAUGAUCAGCAUUACGGAUAUUACUUUUGGAGGCAAUGCGAUGGAUUGGAUGGUGGGCAAGAAUGGAGGUUUUCACACCAUUAUGUCUUCUGGGUUUCCCCAAACUGAUGUUAACUCUGCAACUCUGGUGCCUACUUCUGGCUUGGUCUGUAGCAAAACUGCAUUUAUGUUAUCACAUGGUUGGGUUUUCUUGAUGGGUUUCUCAGUUGUGAUUCUAUCCCUGAGUUUCAAGAUCGGAAGCUUCAUGUAUACUGUUAAAUGA
Messenger RNA from Vicia faba (fava bean), 1587 nucleotides. The record is from the annotation of a GenBank genome assembly. Lineage: Eukaryota; Viridiplantae; Streptophyta; Magnoliopsida; Fabales; Fabaceae.